AUGGAUGAAAACAUGAAAGCAACACUUUCUGAAGGGAAGUUCUUUCAUGCUAAAAGUAUACCAGCAGCAUCGAAGGGCAAUCCUGUUUUUACUAAUAUCAGUACUGCUAAUACAUCCGUUGAUGGCAUGUAUGUGGUCGAAAAUUUGCAAGAAGCAGAUAUUUUAAAUAAUGAUAUCUUAGAUUUAAAGGACAAAGGGCAACAAAUGAAGCAAAUAUUUGGUAACUUUUUAAUCCUUUGUAUGGAAGUUAUUUUUAAAAACUAUACAGCAAUUAAUCAGCAGCUCUAUGUAGCAUUUAAUCUAUCUAUGAAUAUUUAUUACACGUGCUGUUGGCUUACACGCAGUCAGAUAUGCUAUGAUAUCAUUUCAUGA
Messenger RNA from Thelazia callipaeda (thelaziosis nematode), 372 nucleotides. The record is from the annotation of a GenBank genome assembly. Lineage: Eukaryota; Metazoa; Nematoda; Chromadorea; Rhabditida; Thelaziidae.